AUGGCACGACUAGUCACGCACGUCUCCAUAGCGCUAGCCGCCAUCGCCGCACUCUCACUCUUAUACCUCUUGCGCCCCACAUCCAUCUACUGCUUCCCUGCGUCCCACCCACUCGCCCUCACCAUCUCGCACACUCCAUUCCCCUCCACCUCUUGUGAUGCCACCUCAUGUCGAGUGGUCCCAUCUAACCACCGCCUUGCUAAGCUUUGUGCUUCCCCGUGCUGGAGAUACCAUGCCACUUCCCUGUCUACAUCCAUGUUCCUACCACUCUAUGGCAUCGACAUCCUCGUUGCCCCUUCUCGCGUCCUCUGCCUUGCCGCCAGUGUCGGCCACACAGUCGAUGAUUUCCACGCUGCGGGAACCAGGGACACCACUUGGGACCUCAUCGACUUCCCACUGCUAGUCCACCACGUGGACCCCCACGACCUCCCAUUCUCUGACAGCGCCUUCGACCUUGUGUUCUCAGAUGACCUAUCGGUGACCUCCGACUUGCUCUUCCCAUCCCGCCUCGCAAGAGAGGCUGAGCAUGUCGUCCGUCGUGGUGGCGGCAUUGCACUAAUGCUGGACCGAGAGGUUGAGGAUGUCGUUGUUGCCACAUUAUUCAAGGGAUCGCGUGUCGUGGAUGUGAAGGAUGUCAUAUUGGAUGGCUCUUAG
Messenger RNA from Zea mays, 654 nucleotides. RefSeq lists its product as uncharacterized. The coding region runs from base 1 to 654 and encodes 217 amino acids. The transcript has a single exon. The record is from RefSeq and is a predicted model, not a curated record. Gene Ontology annotation, molecular function: S-adenosylmethionine-dependent methyltransferase activity. Lineage: Eukaryota; Viridiplantae; Streptophyta; Magnoliopsida; Poales; Poaceae.